UGGCAUGGCAAGUUUGUUACAGCUCCAGUUGAUUGGAACUUGCAGUUUAGCAGUAUGGCAAUUCCAUUUAAUUGGAAUAUAUUUCACUCUGUUUUUGGUUUACAGCAUCAUUUCUCUAACUAUCCUAAGCCUCACUGCAUCUUUACAUUAUUACCCUGUUCUGUAGUGUGUUCUAUUACAUUUCUUUUAUCCUCAGUCCCCUGGCUACCCACCAAACUGUGCUCUUUAUUGCUUUAGAGCCACCUCCUUAUUCUGCAUUCUGCACAUCCUACUGCCCUCCCCAACAUUUCCCCUUGUUGUGCUCCCUAUAAAUGCUCAUUUCAAAGAAUGACACUACAAGAAAGUGGAAAUAACUAUUUAAACCUGUAUUCAGCUUAAAGAUGGACAUGAGAUCUUUAUAUGGAAUCUGCAUAUUUCUGGUCUCCCUGGUCUUGCUGUCUUAUGUACCUACAAGUAUGUCAGUCAGUCUUGAUGUAAGUGACCUAAGAAACAAAGUUUCUAAAAUUAAAGUCAAUCCACGAAGGAGUCUGUGGGCAACAGGGCAUUUUAUGGGUAAGAAGAGUAUGUCAAAUGGUGCAGUUGGAGAUUUGCAUUCGAGAAUGAAGCAUGCAGAGCCGCAGGUUGGUAACAUGGAUAAGCUGAUCACACAUGCGGCGCUGCAGGUGGCACUUCAGGCUCUGCUGGAAGAUACACAGGACAGUAAGAUUCUCCCUAACAGGGCCAGACUUUGUGCUAAAUGUUUGAAAGGAUACUAAUGGAAUCGGUGGAACACCACUUAUAUUGCUUUUAACUGCUAGUUAAUAGGGAUUAAUAAAAAUCCUGCAGUUCUAUUACAUAUCUACUGGUUAUAUUUACAUAUGUCUAAAUAAAAGAAAUGAUACAUCUAAA
Trichomycterus rosablanca is the source of this 888-nucleotide messenger RNA. It is a transcript of the gene nmba, whose product is annotated as neuromedin Ba. The record is from RefSeq and is a predicted model, not a curated record. NCBI's taxonomy places the organism in Eukaryota, Metazoa, Chordata, Actinopteri, Siluriformes, Trichomycteridae. Gene Ontology annotation, molecular function: neuropeptide hormone activity; neuromedin B receptor binding. Gene Ontology annotation, cellular component: neuron projection. Gene Ontology annotation, biological process: neuropeptide signaling pathway; positive regulation of hormone secretion. Bases 381 to 755 code for a protein of 124 amino acids. The transcript is spliced from 3 exons.